Molecule: messenger RNA, 1553 nt
Organism: Trifolium pratense (red clover)
Lineage: Eukaryota; Viridiplantae; Streptophyta; Magnoliopsida; Fabales; Fabaceae
Product: isoflavone 4'-O-methyltransferase-like
Exons: 2
Coding region: 284-1423 (379 amino acids)
Biological process (GO): methylation
Molecular function (GO): O-methyltransferase activity; S-adenosylmethionine-dependent methyltransferase activity; protein dimerization activity
Source: RefSeq, a predicted model, not a curated record
UGUGCAUUAUUGUGUUAAUUCAUUAAACCAACGAUCUUUCAAUUUGAAACAAGACAUUUGACUCAAAUGAUUAAUACGGAUCGUUCAGUAAAACCCGAGUUCGAACUCUAAAUUACCAGUCCCCCUUUUUUCGGGAACCAGAGGGUUAAAAAAAAAUCUUCCAACUUGAGGAGGAAUCUUGAUCCCUCAAACUUUGCAUACAUCAAAAAAUGUCAAGGAUAAUAAGGGCAUGCGCCUAAUGCAUCUAAACCCUCACCAAAAUUGAAUUUAUCCCAAAUUAAAAAUGAAUCUCAAGAGUAAUGGCAAUGAAGAAAAUCAUGUGUAUCAAGCUCAAAUCCAUUUAUUCAAACAUAUAUACAGCUUUUUAAGUUCCAUGGCACUCAAAUCUGCAGUGGAGCUAGGUGUAAUAGAUGUAAUCCACAAACAUGGAAAGCCUAUGACUCUUUCUGAAUUAGUCUCAUCUUUGAAACUCCACCCUUCUAAAGUUAGUGUCUUUUAUCGCUUCAUGCGAUUGUUAACACACAAUGGUUUCUUCGCGAAAACAACAGUGUUGAAAGCCAAAGAAGACGGAGACGAUGAAGAAGAUGAAGAAGUAGAAGAAGAAGAAGAAGAAGAAGAAGAAGAAACAACUUAUGCACUCACACCUCCUUCAAUGCUUCUCAUCAAUGGUGAGUCACCUUGUUUUACAACAAUUAUCAAUGGACUUUUUCAUCCAUCAGUUAUGGAUAUGUGGCACUCUUCUAAGAAAUGGUUUGGAGAAGAGAAUGAACAAGCACUCUAUGAAAGUGCAAAUGGUGAAACAUUUUUUAACUUUCUUAACAAAGAUUCUGAAGCAUAUAUACUUGGUAUGUUUCAAGAAGCCAUGGCAGCUGAUUCUCAAAUGAUGAAGUUUGCACUUAAGGAUUGUAAUCAUGUGUUUGAGGGUUUGGAGUCUUUGGUUGAUGUUGCUGGUGGAACUGGAGUUGUGUCAAAACUUAUUCUUGAAGCAUUUCCUCAUAUUAAAUGCACUGUUUUAGAUCAGCCACAAGUUGUGGCUAAUUUAUGUGGAACUCAAAAUUUGAACUUUGUUGGUGGUGAUAUGUUCAAAUCUAUUCCUCCUGCAGAUGCUGUUUUACUUAAGUGGGUUUUGCAUGAUUGGAAUGAUGAGCUCUGCUUAAAGAUAUUGAAGAACUGCAAAGAAGCUAUUUCUGGAAAAGGGAAAAAAGGAAAGAUAAUAAUCAUUGAUAUAUCAAUUGAUGAAACAAGUGAAGAUCAUGAAUUAACCAAGCUGCAAUUGAACUUUGACUUGGUAAUGAUGACUCUACAUAAUGGGAAAGAAAGAAACAAGAAAGAAUGGAAGAAACUCCUAUAUGAUGCUGGCUUCACCAAUUACAAGAUUACUCCCAUAUUUGGCUUCAAGUCUCUCAUAGAAGUUUAUCCUUAAUUUUAAGCAGUUUUGGUGCAACUAAGUUAUUUGCAAAUUCAUUAAGUCAAAUUUGUAGUGUUCAUUGUUGCCAUUUUGUAUUGAUUUUUUUUUUUUUAUGGUUGUAUUGAGUGUUUAUUGUUUCUUAUUA